Pygocentrus nattereri (red-bellied piranha) is the source of this 5837-nucleotide messenger RNA. RefSeq names its product transmembrane protein 121B (gene tmem121b). Bases 129 to 1331 code for a protein of 400 amino acids. Lineage: Eukaryota; Metazoa; Chordata; Actinopteri; Characiformes; Serrasalmidae. The record is from RefSeq and is a predicted model, not a curated record. The transcript has a single exon.
UCCGACGUGCUCCAUACCGGGACUUAGCCCCCCUCCUCCGCCGCCCACCCUCAGCCCUCCCUUCCUCUGAGCGCCUGUCAGCACGCGGCCGCAGACAAAACAAGCGAGCGAGGCGAGGCGCGGCCACAAUGAUCGCGCAAAUCGCCAAAGACAAUCCCGCGGCCAGCUGUCCCCGAGCCGAAGCGGCGCUGUAUCCGGACUCGCCCGCGUCCUCGGCGCCGGAGCACGGGCAGCUCUUCCUCCGCAGGCCCACGCAGACCAGCACGGGCAGCGCCAACCCGGAGGGAGGCAGCACGCAGCCGCUCGUCCCCUCCGCGACGGCCGCCGCUGUCAGCUCGGCCGCCUCGCGCACCAUGACGUCGUCGGGCGAGUUCGCGCCCUCCGCCGCCCCUCUCUUCGUGCCGAGCUCGCGCAGGAACCUGCUGUACAAGGUGCUGUGCUUCGUGGUGCUCGCCGUGCAGGGGGCCGCGCUCGACUUCUACCUCAUCGCCUUCACCGACCUGUACUGGUGCUCGUGGAUCGCCACGGACCUGGUGGUGCUGUCCGGCUGGGCCAUCUUCUUCGCCAAGAACAGCCGCAGCAAGCGCGAGCGCGCCUGCGGCUUCCGCCAGAAGGGCUCACUCUUCGGCUGCCGCCUGGGCGAGUUCGCCUUCGCCUACCUGGCCUGGCUCAUCUACGUGAUCGCGUGCGCGCCCAAGGUCGUGCUCAUCCUGGAGACGUCCAUCCUGGAGCUGAUCGCGCUGCGCGUGCCGCUCGGGGUCACGGGCUUCGAGCUGGCCGUGCUGCUCGCCGCGCCGCUGCUCUUCUGCCUCAUCAACUCGGUGGCGGAGGACCCGAACGGUGCCACGCGCCAUCACUCGCGCGGCUGCUUCACGGCCACGUGCAUGGACGUGCUGGACAGCUUCGCGCUUGUGGAGGCGUUCGUCAAGGGCGAGCUGCCCGCCGACGCGCGCUACCUGAAACACGCGGUGGUGGCGGCGCACGUGGUGGCACUGGCCGUACCUGUCGUGUGGCUCUACGAGCUGACGGCGUCGCGCGCGCGCUGCCGCUGGGCGUGGGCGCGCUUCCUGACCGGCGCGCUGGUCAACGCGCCGCUGCUGGCCAUCCGGUGCGUGCUCGUGCUGAUGUACCGCGCUCCCGUAUCGCUCUUCCUCUUCAAGAACGCCUUCUUCCUCUGCUGCGCGUGCCUCGACUUGGUUGAACAGUGCGUGAACGCGCGCAGCGCGCGGCGGCUGGCGGGCAACGCAGCCCAGGUCUCGCACUGCGUCUCGGAGAACGACAUGGGCCCGCACGGCUACGUCAACACGCUGGCGGUCAGCACGCAGCCGUAGAGGCGGCGAGACGUCUACCAGCUCCCUUCUUUUUCUCCAGAGGUCAUGGAACAUCAGCCUUAUGGAUGACGUCGCGUUCCAACAUCUUCAACAGGUGCUAUAACCAAACGACACGAGGUGCCAGCGAAGAACAGCCCCGCCCUAUUAACACCACCCACCCCCCUUGCAUUUCAUCCUUCCAUGCCCACCCCCUCACAUACAGCCCCUACAGACCAUACCCCACCUCUUACACCCACCACACCAGGGGUUUCAAACUCCUGCUCCUAGUGGGCCCAGCUCUGCAGAACUCUUCUGACAUUGGUGGCUGGCUUCCCAGACCUAAGAGUAAACCUAGAUUAUAUGAGACAUGUCUGGGAAACCAGCCCUUAAUGGUGAAACACCAAUGAUACUGCAGUUUCGGGUGAGACUAGACUUAAUCUACGUAUGAGAAAUCAACUUUAUCUCUAUCAGCUUCUUCCAUCUCAAAUGGCUCCGUGCUCCCUAUAUAGUGUCCUACAUAGGAAUUAAAACACUUGCUCCUGCACUCAAACAUCGCAUAAUAUGACUAAUGAAUGGCCAUUUGAGAUUAAGCCACGUGUGCACGAUUCCAUACUGGACCAAAAGUGCAAUUUUAGCUGUAGAAGCCUCAAUUUUAAAACUUGCAUACUGCAGCAUAAAAGAAGGAGGGAGCCAUUUGAGAUAUAGAUUCAGAGUUCAGCUCAGGAGGGCUUAGUUCUGGAGAUGAUGAGCUGAAUCAGGUGUGCUUAAUGAGGUAGAACCAUAGCCAGUUUAAUGGUAGCCUGGCCACUUGGUAUUUAUGCCAUUAUUAAAAAAAGACUAUGAAACGCUAGAGGGCGCCUGCAAAUGAUUACUCAGUGAAUGGAGUGCAGGAUGAUGUAAAGAUGAAAAAAACCUUUCUAGCCAUUUUUGUGUGAACAUCCUUUCAUAUUGGAAGGUAGAAGGAUGUACUCCUUCUAAUAAAUAAAAGAAAACUCAGCAAUAUAUUUCUGCAUUUCUACAGCAAAUAGCAAACUAAAAAGCUCAUUGGCUGAACAAAGCAGUUUGCAAUCACUGAUGUCAUGAACAUACAUUAGACACUGUACACUUGAAGCUCAGAAAUAUGACAGCAGCAUUGAAACCUUUGAUUCACACAUUAAGCAUUUAAAAACUGAUUUUACACAACUGCUCCACAGGAACCCAUUCGUUUUGGACUUGCUUAGGAGUGCCCUCUAGUGACUGAGAAACCCGGAAGCAAUUAUUAGGUGGUAGUUUUUCCUCCCAUGAAAUUUCCUGGUAGAACCCUAAACUCUAAAAUGCUGCAGCCCACCAGAUCUGGAGUCUGACACAUGUCCUGCAUGUUCCCUUCUGUAUCCAAACCCACCCUCUACAUACCCCACUCUCCACAUCACCCUACUAAAGGGCAGUGUUUACAAAUGGCAGAGAGUAGCAAUUGCAUUUUAUUAGCAUUGUGACAAAAUGAGAAAAACAGAGUCAGGUGUCCAUUAAAGUUGAUCUUGGAUUAGAUUUGCUCAAGCAAUUACGUUGAUUCUAAUCUGAUGGGUGGUUGCUACGUCCAUUGCACUGAUAUAUGGAGAGCUGUUUUCUGACAAGAAGCAUGCAGACAGCAAAAUCCUCCAUUGACAUUUUUAAAUAUUGGACAACAGCAUGAUGCCAAGAAGAGGCUGGUGAAAUGCCAUCAAGUACUGCUAUUCCUUUUACUUCAGCUGUAUUACCUCACAGCCAGCAUACACUGUUAAUGUCAACUGUAAUGUGAUCAAAGCUAAUAACAGAGCAUCCAGAUAAUGGAUUAUGUGAUGGAUGUGACAUUAUUCUGCCAUACACUUUAUUGUGAAAUGCUGCCACUGACCCCAACCCCCAUACACCCCUAACCUACCCACUCCAUUUCUCCCCUUCUGUACCAAAAUCCAUCCUCUACAUCCCCACAUUUCUCCUGCCGGAGCCCCUACUUCCCACUAACUCACCAGCUCAUCUUCGUGAACAAUUCUUUGCUCAUUAGUGCAGUUUUUUUUUAUUUGCACUUGUAUUGUGAGGCACUUUAAUUAAUGGUGUGAGAACCAAAUUGUUACAGAUGUGCUGUAUGGAAAAGCCAGUGCUUUAUUUGCUAGGCCUACAUUGAAAAUGUCUAACAUUUCAAACAUUUUCUACUAAAUGUGAGGUAAAGUCUCCCAGUCAUUGACAUGUCGGACACAUCGUCUGUGGAUGUAUUUUUAAAAUGCACUUAUCAAAGGUGUACCUUGUGCCCUGCUAGACUCGGUGUGUGUUCCAGAUAGUGACCGUUUUGUAUUGUUUACUCUGUUCCAAUUUGAAAGGAAUGCAAAGGGUGGUACUUGUGAAUGAAACAAAAAUGCAUUAAGGUGUACGAUACGGGCUUGUGAUGAUUGCUAUUACCUUUAGCGAUAAACACUGCUACUUUGUGAAUAGCGCUACCUACCUAGGAAAGAUGUAAUCCGUCUUUUGAACUUAUGCUCCUCUAACAGUGGCCUCGACGGGCUGUAUUACAGUAGUGGCAUCUCAUCAGUCUCUACCCAGAACUAGGCUACCUCUCUAUACACGAUCCUACUGCUCAUUUUUCAAGCCACGAGCCAGCUGAUUUAUCGGUUCUGUUUCCGAUCCAUCAUUCAUUUCAGCAGAUGAAGGCUAUUUAGGCUACCGCAGUAACACAGCUCUGUGUGCAGGAAAGCAGAUCAAUGGAAUGUAAGUAGUUACAGUAUAAAUUUGCCUGUGCAUGCAAAAAAAAUGUAUCUAGCUCAGAACUUGGAUAAACAGAGUCAGGGUUCAAGCUGUACCAUAGUAGGUCAGUCACAGGAAGCAAGGAAAGAAAUGUAAGCAAAUCUCACUCGAAUGGAAAACCCCUUCUUUUGUAACUCUUCAGUUUUACAUAAUUGCACUUGUCUAACAGGCAGUGUUUCAAACCAGGGUGCUUUCAAAACCUGUCUGGUUGGUACAGCUCCAAAUAAGUUGUGGUGAUAUAUCAACGCUGUCAUGAUAAAACCUUGUAACUCCAUUUUUUUGUACGCCAUUUGAAAAUGCCAGCUGCCCUUUACGUUAUGUGAACAAUUCAGGACGAACUGACCAACAGAAAAAGUCAAACUUGGAAUAAAUUCUUAUGUUAACCUAUAAAUGAUUUGUCCUGUAAAGUUACCAAGGAGGUGCAAGGUUUUGUUACAAACAGCGACAAUAAAAUGGAUGAUGAAGGCAGAUUGUUAGACCAGUCACAAACUACUGUGCAUCUUAACUCCGUCAUCAUUCACACUUUCAGAUUAGAGAAGGAGGGGAUGGGGAGUUAUAUAUGCAGGCCGAAAGUGCAUUAACAAAAGUGGGAUUUUUGUGCCUCACCGUGCAAUAUGAAUAUGUUUAAAAUACUAAUUUAUUAAACAUGUAUAUCAGAAGUUUACUUGUGGGCAUAUGAACUUUUCAUUCUGUGUCUAUCUGCAGUGCAUACACCUUCAAAUGUUUUACAGAAGACUCUGCCACAAGGGCUUUAAAUUACUCAGUUUAUUUACAUUAUGUUUGUACGAGACAUUUUUUGCACUAUUAAAAUCCUGGCAUCUUCUUGUUGAAAGAGAAAUGGCAAAAUAUGCCAAAGCUUAAAGGGGAAUUCCACAGAUUUCUGUGUAAUUAAGAAUGGUUUGAUGUAAAACGUGCUUAAUCAGAGUUGAUCACAGAGGUGGUGAUGGGAACGAGAUGUCUGAUAAAUGGAAUGCUUUUCUAAAAGCUCUCUCACAGAAAGAUAUAACUAGAGAGGUUGCGAAUACACUGCCAGAUGUCUGAGAUACUGUUUUAAGAUUUGAUUAUGGCCUGAAUCAUAUUAGCCAUUUAUUUAUUGGGUACAGUAGGAGCAUCAUUAUAAAACAUAUUUUUUCAGAAUUACUACUGUUCUACCAUUAUUAAUAUUAUGUGUAUUAUCAUUGGAGAUGUGUAGGUUCAUAUUGGAUGGUAAAUUAAAUGGCUAUUUGCAUUGUAAGCAUCACACCCUUAGUUCCUGUCAACACCACUGUAAAGAAAUCUGAGUCCGUUUUCUCUACGAUGAAUUUCAGAUUAAACCUCUCUGAAUGACAUUGUUCAUAUUGACAUUAAAUUGCGUCAAAAAUUGGGCAAAACGUUGGAAUUCUUCUUUAAACCUGGAAUGAGGGAAAGGUAUUCUUCUCUUUUCUUUUUCAGACUUCUACAGUAAAUUCCAGUAAAAAAAAAAGCACACAACAAAGACAACCAAAGAAUGCUGCUUUUGAGUUAUGUUAUUAGGAAUGUACAUUCAAAGGCCCAUGUGAUGAACACCUUAUUCUUCCAGACCUACAUAAAUCUAACUACAUGAAGAGUAAAAACUACUGACCUACUUAUACAUUUGCUUUUACAUGAAAAGGUAAUUAUCUAUUAUUUACAGAGGAAUACAUGCAAUAGGACAGAAAUGAACAUUGUGUACAUUAAAACUUGUGUGUUCCUUGUGAUGAAAAAUGAGUUCCCAAAAUAAACUUUGUGCUGUGUCCAUAUAACCAAAUCAGUGUACAA